GACCAAACAAUUUGUUGCAAAUCGAGGAAACGGAAGAAAUGACCGGAAGUUUACAAACAUUAACUGAGCUAAGGUUUAGCUAACGUUUUUAUAUCUGAUCACCUCUAAAAUUCUUAUAACAAACACAGAGGAACGAUGGUUUGUGAAAAGUGCGAGAAGAAGCUCGGCAAAGUGAUCACACCUGACACCUGGAAGGAUGGAGCUCGGAAUACAACAGAGGGUGGUGGGCGUAAGCUAAAUGAAAACAAGUUCCUGACUUCAAAGAAAGCCAGGUUUGACCCAUACAGCAAGACAGGCUUUGCUACCUGCAGGAUCUGCAAGAGCUCAGUUCAUCAGUCUGGAUCACAUUACUGUCAGGGAUGCGCUUAUAAGAAAGGAAUCUGUGCAAUGUGCGGAAAGAAGGUUUUGGACACCAAGAACUACAAGCAGACAUCUGUGUGACAGUGUGCAGAUCAGAGAGUAAAUAACAGAUGUGAGGAUGAGACUGUAUAUUUGUCACAUUGUUUUGUAUUAUUUCCACAAUGUCCCUCUCACCACACAACUAUAACUCCUUUGUGUUAUUUUCCCACCUUUGUGAAAGAGAGAGAUUUGAAGCUAAGUUUGCCCUCCUAACAGAAAAUAUCCUAUAAUGCUGCUUGAACUAUUACAGCGGCCGUACACAGGGAAGCACUGUUGUAUUCAAAUACACCACCGGUCAUUACCUGUUUCUCAAGUCAAGAUUUUUUGUAUAUUUUAAAUUCAAUGCUGAGGAUUUGAUUCUUUGCUUUUUAAGAAGUUGAUUUUUGUAUGUAAUAUAUCAAGUGUUGCAUUCUUGAGUUAAUUAAAUCAUUCAAUAUGAA
This is a messenger RNA of Centropristis striata (black sea bass), 839 nucleotides long. It is a transcript of the gene cript, whose product is annotated as cysteine-rich PDZ-binding protein. The transcript is spliced from 5 exons. The coding region runs from base 136 to 441 and encodes 101 amino acids. Gene Ontology annotation, cellular component: dendrite. NCBI's taxonomy places the organism in Eukaryota, Metazoa, Chordata, Actinopteri, Perciformes, Serranidae. Gene Ontology annotation, molecular function: PDZ domain binding; microtubule binding. Gene Ontology annotation, biological process: cytoplasmic microtubule organization. The record is from RefSeq and is a predicted model, not a curated record.